AUGAUCACAAACAUCAGUGAUCCUAUAUUUGGAAUUUGGAAUACAACUGUCGGUGGUGAUAGUGCACCCUCAAAUUCAAUCAAUCCUACUGAUGCUGGUAAUUAUAUGCCGUAUCACCCUCCUGAAAAAAUACUCGAUAAUCGUACGUCAACAAAAUAUUUGAAUCAUGGGAAUGGAGACAGUGGUGUUUACAGUUCCACUAAAGGCGUUGGAACUGGGUUUUAUAUUACACCAAGAAUUGGUUUAUCAACCUUGAAAAUGUUUCGAUUUGCAACUGCUGACGAUCGUGAAGAUCGUGAUCCACUGUCAGUCACAAUAGAAUGUAGUAAUGCAACUAGCAACAAUCUAAAAAACGGUUUCGUUUGGCUUCUAAUUCAUAAUGGAUCAACUGGCCUAAUGCCUAAUCCAGGUCGUAGGACAUUUGGCAUCGAUCAAUUGGUUGACAACAACAAAGUAUGUGAAAGUUAUCGUGUAUUGGUAUCUUCACAACGUGGAUCGGAUACCGGUGUACAAUAUAGUAUAUUUCAUCUUCUUGGUUGGUAUUAG
Molecule: messenger RNA, 546 nt
Organism: Adineta ricciae
Lineage: Eukaryota; Metazoa; Rotifera; Eurotatoria; Adinetida; Adinetidae
Source: the annotation of a GenBank genome assembly